CUGCGGGCCUGAGCCGUGGGCUGAGGCGGAGCUGCUGCCGCCGGAAGCGCGAUGCCUUGAACCUGGGAUAACUAUGUGAAGCAACACUGUUUCUGGAUUUCAAAAGACAUCCUUUCAUCAUGGGACAGCAAUUUUCGGAUCAGACACAGUUGGUUCUUAACAAGUUACCAGAAAAAGUAGCAAAACAUGUCACAUUGGUUCGAGAAAGUGGCUCCUUAACUUAUGAAGAAUUUCUUGGGAGAGUAGCUGAACUUAAUGAUAUGAGAACUGCUAAAGUGGCUUCUGGCCAGGAAAAACAUCUUCUCUUUGAGGUACAACCUGGAUCUGAUUCCUCUGCCUUUUGGAAAGUGGUUGUACGUGUGGUCUGUACGAAGAUUAAUAAAAGCACUGGCAUUGUGGAAGCAUCACGGAUCAUGAAUUUGUACCAAUUUAUUCAGCUUUAUAAAGACAUCACAAGUCAAGCAUCAGGAGUAUUGGCCCAGAGCUCCACCUCUGAAGAUCCUGAUGAAAACUCAUCAUCUGUAACAUCUUGUCAGGCUAGUCUUUGGAUGGGAAGGGUGAAGCAGCUGACUGAUGAGGAGGAGUGUUGUAUCUGUAUGGAUGGUCGAGCUGACCUCAUCCUGCCUUGUGCUCACAGCUUUUGUCAGAAAUGCAUUGAUAAAUGGAGUGAUCGACACAGGAAUUGCCCUAUUUGUCGCCUACAGAUGACUGGAGCAAAUGAGUCUUGGGUGGUAUCAGAUGCACCCACCGAAGAUGAUAUGGCUAACUAUAUUCUUAACAUGGCCGAUGAGGCAGGCCAGCCCCACAGGCCAUGACCUUGGGGUGAAGGUCUUCUGUUGCUAUUAUGAGCUACAAACACUUUGGUCAUGGGAGAAGAAUGCAGGGAUAUUGUGGCACAGACACAGAGAAAUCAAUUUUCCCUACCCUCUUAUUUUCGCUAUUCUGACAAUUUGUUCCAUUUCUUUUGAUAAACUUUCCAUGUCUUCCAUUUAUAGUAAACUAAAAUUUGCUACUGUUUUAGACCAUAUUUUUCUAUUAUUUAUCUGUUCUAAUAUAUAUUAGAACUAAUUGCUCUUGAAUCCUUUGCUGAGGUAACAGCAACAUUUCCAGAGGCUUCUGAAACACUAUUUUUCAGGGCAGGAGUAUUCUGGAAUCUAUUUAGUUAGGUUUAAAAUAAACCUUGAAUGUUAAAAAGUUGUAGCCAUCUGAGAGAAAAUUUGAAGUGACUGAAAAUGUAGAAUAUAUCAAAGUGCAUGUUACUACUUAGUCUUUCUGCUGGAAUCUAAGGAGUGUGUAUGCCCCCUUGUGGUUAAUUAUUGCUCCUUUAAUAAUUUUUACUUGAAAUGAUCCACAAUUAUUUCAUAACUUUAACAGUGUGUUUUGGAACUACAUGUUUUUUACUUAAAAGCUUCCCCCCCCCCAUGCUAAUUUGGGUGAGAACU
Canis lupus familiaris (dog) is the source of this 1442-nucleotide messenger RNA. RefSeq names its product ring finger protein 141 (gene RNF141). Gene Ontology annotation, biological process: protein autoubiquitination. Gene Ontology annotation, molecular function: ubiquitin-protein transferase activity. NCBI's taxonomy places the organism in Eukaryota, Metazoa, Chordata, Mammalia, Carnivora, Canidae. The record is from RefSeq and is marked provisional.